Camellia sinensis is the source of this 1028-nucleotide messenger RNA. The record is from RefSeq and is a predicted model, not a curated record. Lineage: Eukaryota; Viridiplantae; Streptophyta; Magnoliopsida; Ericales; Theaceae.
GGCUCACAAGAAGAUCUAUGCCAUUGCAACUAGUAUGCGGUUCAAUUAAAAAUUGAUGAAUCUAUCACGAUUUGAAGUCUUUGAUUUGGACUCUAAUAAGUGGUCAAUCCUCCCUGACCCCCCUAUAAACAAGAAACUCACUGGUCAUGCUCUGGUUGACAGAAGGGUCUUCAUAUUAACCUUGGAAAAUGAAAUCUUCUCUUUCAACGUGGACACAUGUGUAUGGGUUCGGUUCUCAAAGCACUGUCGGGUCCUGCCUUAUUUUGACAGGAGUGCUGAGUUUGUAGAGGAUACCCUCUAUUCCAUUUACAAUUACACCGUCGCUGCAUUUGGACCGACCUCAGAGUCCGAGCCAGAGGCUAAAGCUAAAGGAUUGUUUGAUCGUAUGGCACUGCUGUCCUCAGAUGUAGGUGAUGCUAUUGAGGAUAAUCUUGGAGUAAAAUGUCCUUCGGCUUACCUAGUUCAUCUGGGAAAUAGGAUUUUCUAUUAUGUCUCAACUGGCAGCCUUCCGGACCCUAAAAACCCUGACCACUUAUACUUUGGAGAUACUGAAAAGCGUAAAAUUAGCAUCAUUACCUUUGAGGUUCUCGGGGAAACCUAUACUGAAUCUUCUAAUGAAGGAAACAAAACUUUUGUCCAGUCAAAAUUGUUGCGCACCGCACAAUUUGUUGCCAGAAGCAAAUGUGGUGCCAUUGCUGAUAGUGGUUUUCUUCUAGGCUGCUUCUUAAUUUCCACUGUUCAACUAUACUUUGAGACACACUUGUAGUAGACAUAUGUGAAGAGGAUUUCAGAUAUUGCGACCACUAUAAUGGUGCUACUCUUGAUUUGUAUGAUCAAACAAUAGAACUUAAGUUGGCAUUAUCCUCCAGACUCCGAGACGCAGUAUUGGGUGUGGUAUAAGGGUUGAGGCAUGCAAUUAAACAUGUGCUGCCUAGUGCCUGCAGCUGUGACCAAGAUUGAGAAAAUCAUAUUUUUGUUCACUAUUAAGUUCCAGUUCAUUAUUUUUGAACAUGUUCCCUGCCUGAAUA